UUCUAUAAUCGAUCAAACAAAACAAGAGAUGAGUCGAUACACUUUGAACGUUGGCGCCUGUUACGCGAGUCACCGACCACGGAUCAUCGCUGCCACAGAUACCGAACACCUAACAACGCCGGAAGUUUAGAACAUCGUUGAAGUUUCCGCUUCUGCGCAAACAACAGAGACGGAAAAAGCGGCGAAACAAGCCUUUGCCCCUGCCGUUCGUCGCGCUAUCUUCGUCUAAAGUACGCCAUUACGAGUGAAACAGAGCCGACGGAAGCUCUAGCAUCGAGAGAGAGAGAGAAGGAAACGACGCUCCACUGCGUAUUUCUCACGCUCUCGAGAUUUUCCGACAAACGUGCAACGUCUGACUAUUCUUCUUCCUGGCGUGACAUGAAAAUAUAAAUUUUCAUUGAUAAAACACGGUUAAAGAGAUAAAGCAAGGAACAAGGCUUCAUCGCUCCUCCUGAAAUAUGGACGACGUCAAGCAUCCUUUGCUACCUUACAUACAGAAGCGAAGUGGCAGUCGCAGUCCAAGCCCGAGGCGUUCAAGGACGGAUGAUGACAUUCAAGAGUCACGCUCACAUUCAAAGUCCAGCAAAUUUCGAGAACAUAAAGAAGGACAUAGAGUGAUAAAAAAUUACUCAAGGUCGCGCAGCCAUUCAAUCACUAGAAGUCGCAAAUCCUAUCGUAGUUCUAAAUAUGAGGGUCGUCGAGGUGGCAGCAGAAGUCGUAGUCGAUCACCUUAUAGAGGACGUGUAUCACGCAGUAGAUCUCGAUCCUACUCUAGAUCAAGAUAUUCCAGAGAUAGGAACAUGUACAGAUCACACUCAAGAAGUCCAAUGUCUUCAAGAAGACGACACGUCGGGAAUAGAGAUAAUCCAUGCCCUGGUCGAUGCUUAGGGGUCUUUGGCUUAUCUAUUUGUACGAGUGAACAACAACUAUAUCAUAUCUUUUCCAAGUAUGGGCCAGUAGAACGUGUUGUGGUAGUCAUUGAUGCAAAGACAAAACGUCCAAAAGGUUUUUGUUUUGUUUACUUUGAGUCCUUGGAAGAUGCAAAGGUGGCUAAAGAACAGUGCAGUGGAAUGGACAUCGAUGGACGACGAAUUAGGGUAGACUACUCCAUUACGGAACGAGCACAUACUCCAACACCAGGGAUUUACAUUGGCAAACCAACUCACUUGUACGAUAGCCGUGGUGGCGGUGGUAGCAGUGGUGGUGGUGGUUGGGACGGACCUAGGAGGAGAGAUUAUAAUAACAGAGGAAGCUACCGUCGUUCUCCAAGUCCUUACUACUCUAACCGGCGACGCUCGCGUUAUGAAAGAUCCAGAUCACGCUCCUAUACGCCACGUCGAUAUUAAGUGAGACGGGUUUGAUGCGAGAGGCCAGGUGUUGGGAGCCAUUUGUGUGACAUGACCCUUUGACCCAACCCCGACCCCAUUCUCUUCUAUCUAUGUACACUCAGGGUCAUAAAAAUACAAACUUCACAUUCUGUCACUAUUCUCACCUUCCUAUGUAAUGCGUUUGAUGUUUGGCACUAUACGUUGGCCCGAUAACGCUAAAAGUCUUAUAAAUGCUUAGUGUAAACUUAGAUAUUUUGCAUGGAAUAGAAAGGUCAGAAUGGACACAAAAUAUCCUUAUUUUCACAAGUCAAAUUUCCAUUUUUAUAAAAGUAGAAGCAUUAUCGAGUUUAGACACUAAGAUUAAAUUCGUCGGUAUUGUGUGUAAUACUGCUAAUUAACUCUGUAAAGGUUGGAACAUAGUUGGCCAAUUUUUCUGCCUUUCUUGUUUCAGUAUAUUUUUUUUCUUUUUUUCUGAUUAUUCAUUUUGAAUUGGUCUUAUCGAUAUUCCAACUCUCUUGCGAAUGGUGAAUACUGUACCACUUUAUUAAAAAAAUAGGAUUCAACUUAAAUAUCUUUCUUGGUACAUUGAUGACAAAAUACAAUAGAUUAGUACCUCUAAAGUAUGUUCAUAAUAUCAAACAAAAUAAAAAAAAAAU
Molecule: messenger RNA, 1984 nt
Organism: Ceratosolen solmsi marchali
Lineage: Eukaryota; Metazoa; Arthropoda; Insecta; Hymenoptera; Agaonidae
Gene: tra2
Product: transformer 2
Exons: 5
Coding region: 459-1346 (295 amino acids)
Molecular function (GO): RNA binding
Source: RefSeq, a predicted model, not a curated record